This is a messenger RNA of Pieris rapae (cabbage white), 1290 nucleotides long. RefSeq names its product putative polypeptide N-acetylgalactosaminyltransferase 9. The record is from RefSeq and is a predicted model, not a curated record. The transcript has 7 exons. The coding region runs from base 1 to 1290 and encodes 429 amino acids. NCBI's taxonomy places the organism in Eukaryota, Metazoa, Arthropoda, Insecta, Lepidoptera, Pieridae. Gene Ontology annotation, cellular component: Golgi apparatus.
AUGGAAGAUCAGAAACUGUACGAGCAAGCAUUGAGAGGAUUUAGAAAAGUUUACGGAAUGAGAAAUAAUUUUACGGAUCCACUCGCAACAUGGCAACUUGUGGGUCCGCCGAGUCGAAAGUUUUCCAUGAAAGAAAAACUUACAGCAGUGAAAUACAGCGAGUUUCCACUAGGCACAAACGGAUCUCCUGUUGAUUUGGAAGACAAUAUACGAGGUCAUAUUCGGAUUAUGAUAAGACAGGGAUGGAAAGAUUAUUCUUUCAAUCAAUACGUUAGUGAUCUUAUACCCAUCAAUCGCACUUUGCUAGAUUAUAGAGACGACUGGUGUAAACAAAAAAAUUAUUCAAAUAAUCUACCUGAAGCCUCUGUGGUUAUUUGUUUUUAUAAUGAAGCCUGGUCCGUACUUUUGCGAACAAUUGAUUCAGUCCUACAAAGGACCCCCGCUCAUCUUCUGAAAGAAAUAAUUCUCUUUGACGAUUUUUCAACUAUGGACCAUUUAAAGGAGAACCUAGAGAACUACGUUAGAACGUUAACUAAGGUUACAUUAAUCCGUGCCAGCCGCAGGAAAGGCUUAAUACGAGCAAGGAUUUUGGGGACAAAAUACGCCACUGGCCCCGUAGUGGUAUUUCUUGACAGUCAUUGCGAAUGUACUACAGGCUGGAUUGAACCCCUAUUGGAUCGAAUAAAACUGAACUCUGCAACUGUAGUUAGCCCAGCUGUUGGCCACAUAGAUCCUGCAACCUUCGAAUUUAUACCACAGACCUCAAAAUACCUUCAAAUUGGCGGAUUCGAAUGGGACCUCAAAUACAUUUGGCGGCCCUUAUUAAAAACCCGGAAAAUACCCUCAGCACCAAUAAAAACGCCCACUAUAUCUGGAGGAUUAUUCGCAAUCAACAGAGAUUUUUUCAAAAAAAUCGGCUAUUUCGACCAAGGCUAUAGAAUUUGGGGUGCUGAGAAUUUGGAGUUAUCGUUCAAGACUUGGAUGUGUGGCGGGUCCCUGGAAAUAGUUCCGUGCUCACAUGUGGGACAUGUUUUUAGAAAGACGUUCCCGUAUAAAUUUGCGAAGCGAUCACACAGGCGAAAUGCAUUGAGACUAGCCGAGGUGUGGCUGGAUGAUUAUGCAAAAUAUUAUUAUCAAAGGAUCGGGGGAGUACGUGAAGAUUUCGGUGAUGUAACAAAGCAGAAAGAAUUGCGAGAAAAAUUGAAAUGUAAAUCAUUUGAAUGGUACCUGCAUAAUGUUUACCCAGACAUAAAAUUGCCUGACGUAAAUGUUGCUUAUGGGCAGGUAUGA